UUGGACCCCCAGCCUUGUUGCCUCUCUACUUCCAGUGGUAUAUCUUCUAUUUUGUUGUUCAGCGGAAGAAAUGGGUGCUGCAGGCAACCUGUAACGUUCACCAAUCAGCCUUCAAUGACUGGUUCAGCGGCCACCUCAAUUUCCAGAUCGAGCACCACCUUUUCCCCACGAUGCCCCGACACAACUACCACAAAGUGGCACCCCUGGUGCAAUCCCUGUGCGCCAAGUACGGCAUCAAGUACAAGUCCAAGCCCCUGCUCUCAGCCUUCGCCGACAUUGUUUACUCACUGAAGGAGUCGGGGCAGCUCUGGUUGGACGCCUAUCUUCACCAAUAGCAGCAGCAGUCCUCCAUCUGGGGGAGGAAGAGGACAACUGGAGCCAAAGCAGAGGGAGCUUGAGGGACAAUGCCACUAUGAAUCAAUGUUCAAAGGGUUAGGGGACAUAGAUGUGUGUGCUCAUACCUGCCCCCUUUGCCUUCUUGGUGCCAAACUUGAGGGAAGGAAGAACUGUUGGGGUUAGGGUUACAAAGCUGUUCUGUUGUUUCUUCUACUUUAGCAGAGGCAAAUGGGGGGGGGAUCUACAGAGCCCAGCAUGAAGCAGGGACCCUGCCCUAGAAUUCCCCUCUUGUAAAGUGUAAACCCAUCUCACUGGGCUAUGUUUCUGACUCUACCCUCCCUGUUCAUCUCUGUGGGCCAGUGUGACCCCUUUCAACAAGACUCAGAAAGGGGGCAUUCAUGCAUAGAAUCCUGAAGCCUGGCACAGCUCCCUGCUCAGGAGCUUAGCUUGCUGCCAAGAGCUGGUUGUAACCAUGUCUGUCUCCAGCUGCUGGGAGAAGCAGGCAGGGCAAAGCCAGGAAUAUGGUUUGGAAAAAGCAUUUGGCCCUGGAGGAUCCUGGCAUGAGUAACUCUGGCUUCCUGUUCCAUCCAGGUUCCAGAGAGAACAUGAGAUCCUAGCUUUGGGCAAAAUGGAUGGCCUUUAAAAAUCUGUUCAUUCACCUCUUUUAAUCAGUCCCCAAGGCUCCCAUAGUUUCCUUUUAUGUCAGUCUCUUAAGUUCAAGAAAGCAGCCAUCAGCACAAGGGGCUGAGGUUUCCAUCAUGAAAGUGUCAGUGCCCUAAGGGGCCGCAUCCCUGUUCCCUGUGUUCCAGUAUUGAACAGUACGAUCUGACCUCCUGGCAACUUGUCCAAGUGUUUUAUUCUUCUGGAGGUCAGAUAGGAAUUCAGGAUAACUUCUGACAAAGCAUGUCAGUCUAACAAUGAAAUAGGGUUUUGUAAUCUUCUGGCUUUGUAGAAAGUAAGAACAAUGUAACUCACCCUUCCGGAGAACAUAGGAACAUGCCCCGAGAGGCCUAACCCUGCACAUCCACGUUCAUGCUCCCCUUCCACAAACCCAUGUGU
Cricetulus griseus (Chinese hamster) is the source of this 1395-nucleotide messenger RNA. The record is from RefSeq and is a predicted model, not a curated record. NCBI's taxonomy places the organism in Eukaryota, Metazoa, Chordata, Mammalia, Rodentia, Cricetidae.